Molecule: messenger RNA, 4748 nt
Organism: Phytophthora sojae
Lineage: Eukaryota; Oomycota; Peronosporomycetes; Peronosporales; Peronosporaceae
Exons: 2
Coding region: 1-4686 (1561 amino acids)
Biological process (GO): TORC2 signaling
Cellular component (GO): TORC2 complex
Source: RefSeq, a predicted model, not a curated record
AUGGCGACGCCGCGGAGAGGCUCUGCGCCGCGCGGAGACGGAAGCCUGGCCGCCAUCUGCACGCUCAUCGAGCGCAGCAACCUGGACCGCAAGUCCAAGCUCGACAGCACGGGGCGCAUCUGCUACGAGCUCAAGAAUGACCCGCUGCUGCUCGACAGCUUCCCCAUGGACCGGCUCAUGAAGGCCAUGCGCCGCCUGGUGUGCGACUCGGACACGUCGACGCGCGCGGGGGCGCUGCGCGCGCUGCGCUACGCCAUCAGCAGCAGCGCCAGCAUCAAGCACUUCGUGGACCUCAACCUGCCUGUGUUCGUGGUGCGCUCGCUGGAGCGCGAGCAGAAGCACCUGGCGGAGCGCGUCCAGGCGCUCAAGGUCGUGCGCAGGGUCAUGGAGAUCGACGCGGCGCAGAUGCCCACGGGCCUCGUGGCGUCCUUGACGGCCAUUGCCGGACACAAGGACGACAACAUGCGGCGCGUGUGCCUGGAGACGCUGCGCGAGCUCGCGCUGCUCAACGUGGAGGUGGUGGCCGAGGCCAAUGGAACGAAGAUCCUGGUGGACGCGAUCCUGGAGCCGUCCUUCCAGGACCUGGCCGACUCGCUGCUUAUGACGCUGCUGCUCAUCUUGAACGAGCCGUCCACGCGCAAAUUUAUCGAACCAUUCGUGGACUCCCAGGUGCUAUUGGCGCCGUUUACAGACACAGACUUGCCGGCAGGAAACGAGCGACGACAGCGGUGGAUGGCGAGUCGCAAUGCUAUCGUGACGAUGAUGCGCUCGUGGACAGGUAUGGUGGUGCUGACGAGCAACCCGCAGGGUCUCCAGUCGUUGAUUCAGUUGCUGGUGCGCCCGGUCGGAGAGGACGUGCAAAAGGCGGUGCUGUCUACGAUCUGCGAGAUCUUUUACAAGAAGACGAGCUUUGACAAGUCAGCCGCUGAUGCAGCGGCGGACACCCCAGCGUUGCCUGUAAGCCUCUCGAGUGCCGAGCAGUUGCCGCUUGCAGUCAACCAUAAUCUGCUGGAUAACUACACGGUGAUUAUCCUGCUGGCCAUGAUCCAUUGUGGUAUCUUGGAGGCGCUGGUGACGCUGGGCACGGGCCCUUCUCGAGCGUUGGCGGAACCGGCAAUUGACCUGCUCGCGGAUAUUUUGCGAAUGGCCUCACGCCUGCUGCCGGACCAACAUUGUGCAUCCUUGCUCGCGCUGCCACGACUAGUGUCCUCGACCUCGCUCACGACAACGACCACGAUGUCACUCGGGGAUCAUGCGAAGAGUUUGCUGGAGCGACUCCAGCGCGAAAAGUCAAUUCGAGCUAGUGAGAUGCUGGGCGAGCUGGCGAACGCUGUGGGUGCUAACUCGGGCAGCAUUGCCACACGCGGUGUAUCGCUGGUAUCGUACGGCGGCAGCGGUGUUAAUGGCGUGCAACUGGCGUCCGAACUCCUGCGCGAUACGAAUCGGCCGUCGAAUCUCCUCGCUCUGCAGCAAAUUGCAGGUGUAGUGCGUCUCCCUUCCUCAAGUGGUGGCGGCGGGAUUGCUGGAACUGGCGGUGGCUCUGCCAACUAUGCUGUCGCGACCCCUUCAACGCAGCGUGGCACUAAGAGCGCGACGGCACAACUAAAGGACAGCCUAACAUCCCGAGAGCUGAUGGUUCUCGAGCUGAAGCAGUCGCUGGAUGCUCAGAUGGAUGACAGCACCUUUAAAGACAUGCUGCACAACCGUUCCCGCGUGCUGACAGACAAGAACUACAAGAAUUGGAACUGGGAUAUCAUUUCCGAGAUGCUCGAAGGCCCGCUAACAAACCCACAGCGUCUCUCGGAAGCUAUGAAAACCAAGUUCUUCAAGCGCCUCUCGGGUUUCUUCCGUUGCGACCAGGGCAACAAGGGUUAUUUCUCGAAUUUAUACUGGAUUCCAGACCACGUGCCAUACCUGCGUCCUGCGUGCCAAAUGUACACGUUGCUGCUGAACCACCCGGAAGGUUUGCUCUUCCUGAAGACUGACCGCCGUGGUCAGUUACUUACAGAGAUCUCGUCGGCCCUAGAGCUGGAAGCCCGCCCUGAAGCUGCUAUUGUCGAGUCACACAUUGGUGUGCUGAAGGCACGCAUGUUCUCUCCUGAUUAUGUAUCACGGCGUAUGCUGCGCGAGUACUUCACGCUUCUAGGUUUGAUGAGUUCGAGCAAAGAGGGCCUCAAAAUGAUGGAGCAGUCAAAUCUGUUCCAGCGGCUUUACGUCAUGGGCACCACAAAGGGUCACGAUUUCCUUUGUCGCUUGAUUCUAGCCAACCUGGAUUACUCGGUGGACGGUAGCUCUCGCAAGCUGCUUCAAUCUUGGAUGAUGGAAGGCUCCAAGGCGCUGCGUCUGUAUGCGACCUGUUUGCUACGUGCGUUGCUGCGCUCUGAGGUGGCAGAUUUCGACAAAUGGGGCAUUGAUGCGUUGGUGACGCAGCUUACACAGGAGGAGGAAGUUGCCAAGGCUGCACUAAGUGUACUGGAAGAAGCUGCCGAGACUCCUGCAUGCCUUUUGGCUAUGAUUCUGAAGCGGCCGAUGAAGUUGAUCCAGCUCAAGGACAAGAGGGCUGAAUCUUUGCUUCUGAAAUCGCUCUCGCUUGCUGAGGGACUGAACUUCUUGCGCGACACAGGCGACUGGAUUCCGCGGACGCUUGCAGCCUGGCGUCGCGAGAAACACAUUUCGUACGUGCAUGCUGUGGAAAAUGCUCUGUUCCGUGGUUUGCACCGCGAUGCAGUAGGUCGUGAACGUGGAUCAAACAACAGCUCAACAAGCACACGCCAAACGUGUUCUCCCACUCCAAUCCCAGUGAAUGUGCCUAUGAAGAGAGGUGGUGGAGUUGGACUCAAGCCGCCUAGUGGUGGCAGCAGUCAGCGGUCGCUUUGGGGACUGGAUUGGCUUUACCGGAUGCCGUGGAACAUGGAGGUGAAGAUUGUGGGUCCUCCAGGAAGUGGACCUCCCUCAAAUCUCAUCUUAGAAACGUAUAUUGAUGGUGCGAUGCGUGACGAGGAUGAGACUACUGGCAUUGAUGACGAGCUCCGUAUGAAUUCGAUUCGCGUUAAGGGAAUCGUUGUGGAUGCUCGCAACAUGCCUCAGCCGGUGGUUGUGAAUUCACAACAAACCCUGCAGGCCUGCCUCUUCCUCGGAACACAGCCAGUAGAUCGGCGUGGAUUCACAAAGCCCCCUCCUCAGAGUAACGGUGGUUUUGUGUCUACAAGUGGAUCGGCCAGCGGUGGUGGCACUGCGCUUUCAAGCGAUACUCAGCAGAAGAUGCUGCGCGCGCGAUCAGCGUCGAACUCGGCUGGCGGAAGUAUGGACCGUAGCUCGGAGACAAUGAUGUCAUCGCUCGACUUUGCCGAUACUGGAUCAUCGGCUGAUACCGCGAAGGAAGGGGACAAGGAUUGGAGCUCGUGCCAGCCAGAACAGCGCUCACCGCAGUACUUGACAGCCCCAGAGUGCUCUCUGUGCGCUCCUGGUGAGCGUGCUGUGUGGAACUUCCGCGUGGAAAUGGACUCGGCGGCAGGCACCAAUACCUCCAAUGGCAGUGUAAAACGUCUGUUGCUCAAGUCGGUGGAGUUCACGUUGCAGCUGCUGCCACUUCGUCCGCGCACUGUGCCGUUGCCCGUACAUCUGUACGGUGAAUUGGCAAAGACUAGUGCUGGUUGUCAGAUUCUGCAUUCAUCUGGGCAUUUGCCGGAAUUCCUCGCGUGUCUUCGCGAUGCUGCCAGCGUUCCACUUGAGAAGCGCGCAGCCUUAUGGGCUCUUGGUCACGUGUCCGCAACUCCGCGCGGCUACGAUUUGUUGAACCACUACGCUCAAGACUUCGUGGAGAUGAUCGUGAAGUUAGCUACGGAUUCGCCGCUCGUAUCCAUUCGCGGAACGUGCUUCUUCGUGUUGGGUUUGCUGGCGAGAUCCCCCGCUGGCCGGCGGCACCUGGCGCGUCUUGGGUGGGAUGCCCCACGUGACGCGUCUCGUACGUCGAUUGCAGUUCCCCAGAAUUGCACUUCUCUCUUUAUGUGGCCCCCAUCGGGGUCGUCAACGCCGUGUCCGUUGACUCAAACACCGCGGGCGUCGCCUCUCCAGCGAUUGCUACUGCGCAGGCGCGACAAAAUGCCGAAGGAGUGGCAUGAAGUGCUGCGCUUUGUUGCUGACCUGAGUAACCACAUCACCCAGAAGGAGGCCCAUGCUUCCCUCAACAAGCUGCGUUCAUCAAAACCCGAGCUAUUUGAGGAGCCGGUGCUGCUGAUGUACGUGCACGCUUUGCUGGAGAAGUACAGCUACCGAUUGGCACUGCGUCAGUUCGUGCUCAACGCGUUCGACCGAGCGACGCUGACGGACGAAGUGCUCGAUACGUUGCGGGCGGAGGAUGAGGAGGAGCAGGGCAACCAGACGCGUCAGCGGGUACCAACCGGCCGCGAGCUGCGGCGACGUCGUUCCUCGCCGUCGAUCCCAUCCUUUACGGCCUCCGUCCAGUCGCUGAAUGCCGCCAUGCAAGCUACCUCGGGCGUCUCACGCAUGUCGUCAAUGCAGAAUGUACUCAAUACCGGAGGCAACAUGGGCGACCACCGUUCGACCAUGCGUCUGAACGCACACAACGACCCGAUCGACCGCACAGUGUUGCUGAAGCGCAACCGCAAGCGCUCUGCUUUCUCCGAGAAGACCAUCGUUGUCGGCGCCCCCGAAGCUGCCGUAUAGGGUUUGCCAGGCUAGCUUAGACGAGCGUGGCUGUUGUUUCAAAAACGUAUUGUUUGCCAGUA